This is a messenger RNA of Thlaspi arvense, 3545 nucleotides long. Lineage: Eukaryota; Viridiplantae; Streptophyta; Magnoliopsida; Brassicales; Brassicaceae. The record is from the annotation of a GenBank genome assembly.
CGUUUAGGAGAACCAGAAGUUAAUUAUCUUCUCUUCGUCGCAAGUCGCAACUCCCUCACGUUGCUGCUUCUCUUCACUUUGAGUCCACAUCGUUGCAACCCAAGAACUGUGAUCCUUUAUGCCGUAUUACCACUGCUUCCAUCAGACAUUCGUCCCACUCUAUUGUAAGAGUUUCUAAUGUCGCCUCAAGCCUAACAGGAACAAACCCAUGUUUCUUUGGUCUAUCUCGUCCUCAUAUACUGUUCCUCGUAAUAAGCUCAACACCAGUGAUGUCCUUCGUACACUUUGUGAGAUCAGGAGGAGAAAGACACCAAUCUCAAGUUUCCGAACUUGUUCUGCUGCUAUCUCUGUUUCUCUCUCAGACGAUGAGUCAUUCCAAGAAAGGGGAAUUGAUCCUGUGGAGAGCCGUGGAAUCAGGCCAAAUCAUCAAACUUUCACAUGGCUUCUAGAGGGAUGUUUGAAGAAAAACGGGUCUUUAGCUGAAGGGAGAAAGCUACAUUCCCAGAUUUUGAAGCUGGGUUUUGUUAACGACGCUUGUCUUUCUGAAAAGCUUCUUGAUUUUUACCUAUUCAAAGGAGACUUAGCUGGUGCUUUCAAGGUGUUUGAUGAAAUGCCUGAGAGAACGGUUUUUACAUGGAACAAGAUGAUAAAGGAGUUAGCGUCUAGAAAUUUGAUUGGGAAAGUGUUGAGUCUCGUUUCGAGAAUGGUAAAUGAAAACAUUACUCCGGAUGAAGCCACCUUCACGUGUUUAUUGGAAGCUUGUCGUUGUGGUAGUGUUGGAUUUGAUGUAGUUGAGCAGAUUCAUGCAAGGAUGAUACAUCAGGGUUUGGGGAAUAGUACAGUUGUGUGUAAUCCUUUGAUUGAUUUGUACUCAAGAAACGGGUUUGUGGAUUUAGCUAGAAAGGUUUUUGAUGGGUUAGACAUGAAGGAUCACAGUUCUUGGGUUGCAAUGAUAUCUGGGCUGUCGAAAAACGAAUGUGAAGUGGACGCCGUUAGAUUGUUCUGCGAUAUGUAUGUUUCAGGUAUCAUCCCAACACCUUACGCGUUGUCAAGUGUUUUAAGCGCGUGUAAGAAGAUAGAGUCUCUUGAGACCGGCGAGCAAAUUCAUGGGCUCGUAUUGAAGUUGGGGUUUGCCUCUGACACUUAUGUUUGCAAUGCACUUGUCUCCUUAUACUUUCAUCUGGGAAGUUUGAUAUCUGCAGAACACAUCUUCAGCAACAUGCAACUUAGAGAUGCGAUUACUUAUAACACCCUUAUCAACGGGCUUUCUCAGUGCAGUUACAGUGAGAGAGCUAUGGAACUGUUCAAGAGAAUGCAGCUUGAUGGACUUAAACCAGACUGUAAUACUCUUGCAAGCCUUGUGGUUGGAUGUUCAGCUGAUGGAACUCUUCUCAGGGGACAACAGAUACACGCAUACACAACUAAACAUGGUUUUGCUUCAAACAGCAAGAUCGAAGGUGCGCUUCUUAAUCUGUAUGCAAAAUGCUCCGAUAUUGAAACCGCCCUUGAUUAUUUUCUUGAGACCGAGGUUGAAAACGUAGUUCUGUGGAAUGUUAUGCUUGUUGCUUAUGGGCUGUUAGACGAUUUAAGAAACUCUUUUAGGAUUUUCAGACAGAUGCAGAUGGAGGAAAUUGUUCCGAAUCAGUAUACUUACCCGAGUAUUUUGAAAACUUGCAUCCGUCUAGGGGAUCUUGACCUCGGGGAACAAAUCCAUUGUCAGAUAGUGAAAACUAGCUUUCAGCUCAAUGCCUAUGUUUGUAGUGUGCUCAUAGAUAUGUACUCAAAAUUAGGAAAGUUAGAUACUGCCAGGGACAUUCUUGUAAGGUUUGCUGGGAAAGAUGUUGUGUCUUGGACGACAAUGAUUGCAGGGUACACGCAAUACAGUUUCAACGACAAGGCUUUAACAACUUUCAGGCAGAUGUUGGAUCUAGGGAUCCGGUCUGAUGAAGUUGGAUUCACAAAUGCAAUUAGUGCAUGUGCUGGUCUUCAGUCGCUAAAGGAAGGACAGCAAAUUCAUGCUCAAUCUUGUGUAUCUGGUUUCUCAUAUGACUUGCCACUUCAAAAUGCACUGGUUACACUUUAUUCUAGAUGUGGAAAAACAGAGGAAGCAUAUCUAGCGUUUGAACAAACCGAAGCUGGAGAUAAUAUAGCGUGGAAUGCUCUGGUUUCGGGGUUUCAGCAGCGCGGAAACAAUGAGGAAGCGCUUCGUGUCUUUGCUCGAAUGAACAGAGAAGGGAUUGAAAGUAAUAAUUUCACGUUUGGGUCUGCUGUAAAAGCUGCUUCCGAGACAGCAAACAUGAAACAAGGGAAGCAGGUCCAUGCCGUGAUCACCAAAACCGGAUAUGAUUCAGAAACCGAAGUUGGUAAUGCUUUAAUCUCUAUGUAUGCCAAGUGUGGAAGCAUUUCUGAUGCAAAGAAACGGUUUCUUGAACUCUCCAUGAAAAAUGAAGUUUCUUGGAACGCGAUAAUUAAUGCUUAUUCUAAACAUGGGUUUGGCUCUGAAGCGCUAGAUCUUUUCGACCAGAUGAUACAUUCUAAUGUAAGGCCUAAUCAUGUAACACUUGUGGGAGUUCUAUCAGCAUGUAGCCACAUAGGUCUUGUGGGAAAGGGGAUUGAAUACUUUGAGUCCAUGAACACAAAAUAUGGAUUAGCUCCUAAACCGGAACACUAUGUCUGUGUAGUGGAUAUGCUAACCCGAGCUGGUCUUUUGACCCGUGCGAAAGAGUUUAUUCAGGAGAUGCCUAUUGAGCCUGAUGCUUUAGUCUGGAGGACGCUUUUGAGUGCUUGUGUGGUGCACAAGAACUUGGAAAUAGGAGAGUUUGCUGCGCAUCAUCUCGUGGAGUUAGAGCCUGAAGACUCGGCGACAUAUGUACUUCUUUCGAAUCUGUAUGCCGUGUGCAGGAAAUGGGAUGCUAGAGAUCAAACAAGACAAAAGAUGAAAGAAAAGGGUGUGAAGAAAGAGCCUGGACAAAGCUGGAUUGAAGUUAAAAACUCAAUCCACUCUUUCUAUGUUGGUGACCAGAAUCACCCUUUGACAGAUGAAAUACAUGAAUGCUUCCAAGAUCUUACCAAACGAGCUUGUGAGAUUGGUUAUGUGCAAAACUGUGUCAGCCUAUUGAAUGAAGCGCAGCAAGAGCAGAAAGAUCCGGCGAUUUUCAUCCACAGCGAGAAGCUAGCGAUUUCGUUUGGACUGCUUAGCUUGCCUGCAGGAAUGCCUAUAAAUGUAAUGAAGAACUUGAGAGUUUGCAACGAUUGCCAUGAUUGGAUCAAGUUUGUAUCCAAGGUAUCGAAUCGAGAGAUCAUAGUGAGGGAUGCGUAUAGGUUUCAUCAUUUUGAAAGAGGUGCUUGUUCUUGUAAAGAUUACUGGUAAGAACCAAAGAGUUUAGAAGAAGACUAAAAUUCUUUGUAAAGCCUCUCUUUGUUCAUGCUUCCAUUGCUUAGUGAAUCUUACUAUCAUUCGAGGCCCAUAUCUUUAUAGUUUCUAUGGCUUUAGAAUGAUGAAUUGUAGAUUGUGCAAAAGUGUCCUAAAUGUUUUUGUAAAGCCU